UGUAGAUACAAUGGAGGCGACGCAGUGUUAUCGCUGCCGUUACAAUGCCAAUCGCCGAAAAUGCGCCGAAUGUCUCUUCGGAGAUAAACUGUACAGCGAACAGGAGAAGGACACCGUCGUGAGCCGAUUGGUGAACGAGGUCCUUAACUGCAAUCUGGAUACGUAUGUCACACUUGGCGAGACGCACUUCGAGCCGGUAUUCCAAGCUAAACCUUGGCUGCGUAUCAGGAUGAAUGACGCAGCCCGGAAACUCAUAGCCGCUCGUGAACCACAGUGGUGCGAUAUGCCACUGCCUGCCGAUUUGCCGUCGCAGCCUAAUUACGUUGCGCCGAUGCAGCUGCCGAUCAGUUACCCUGCACCAGUGCAGAUGCCGAUGAAUCAGGGAUACACAACGAAUUCCAUGUCGCCGCAGCAGAUGUUGCAGUACCAGCAAUAUCAGCAGUACCAGUCGACACAGUAUCAGCCAGCGCAAUAUGCGCAAUACCAGCAGCAAGCAGAUGCCGCUUUUAAUCAGCCGCAGUACCAAUACUACCGACAGCAGAACGAACAGCAGGCGCCGAGUAGUGCUAGCAGUGCAGGGACUUCCGAUCCUUGGCUGCAUGAGCGCGAAUACCGAGGACAUACUGCACAACAGCAGUAUCCCAGCCGAGCUGCAUCACAGCAGCGUAAAGCCGAACCGCAACCCAGCACGUCGCGUGUACAGCCAGACGCGCGUGUCGGACUGUCGAAACAAAGCCGUGGCAGACAGCGCGGAAGUCAGUCGAAUAUCCGUUCUGCUGGUUAUCAGCAGCGCAGCGAACCGAGUAAACCACAGAAUAAUCAGCCGGCUGAAUCUCAGCAACCGCCGCCGCGUGAGAGUAAUUCUCGCGAUAACCGUGGUGUUCGACGACCACGCCAGCCGACCAUCGAUCCUAACAGAAUUCUGCGCGAUGUGACGCAGUAUACCAGCGACUUGGGUAUUUAUAUACACAAGCUAGCUACCGUCGCCGAUAUAGCGAAGACAAAUGCGCCGGAAAUGUUGUGUUUCAAGAAAAUGAUCCAGAAUGCCGUGGCAUUUCUGGGGAAGAUAGGACUGAGCGACCGAAUGAUGGAGUUUGAUUACUCCACUGUCGAUUUAUCGCGUUCGUUGGAAAUAAUUACGUACGCGUCGAGCCGCCGUAAUAACCUCCGUACAGUGCUGGAUAAAAAGCAUUUGUACACGCCGAUCACUGCCGUCGAUAUUGAGAUUAUUUCUCAAUUCAAAAUUUAUGGAGAUCCGGUAACCGAAAAGUUCCUAAUGCAGUUUAUACUGCCACAAGCCGAUCCUGCGAAGUUUUUCUUCUUCUGUAAAAUCGCUCACUACCUGAAUCAGGAACUGAAUGAGCGGAACAUUGACUGGAUGCCGAUUCCCUAUAAUACGGGAUUAAAAUUCGCCGCUAUGAGUAUCGCAGCCGCAUUACUUGGUAGCCACAGCGCCCACAAGGCGAUCUACCAAAGUAAGGAAAGAGCCGAAUAUGCCUUGUUAAAGGAUUUAAUCGAAAUGCUAGGGAAGCCGCUCACCGAACAGCAGGAAGCACAGGUGUUGAAAGACACUCUGGCUGCUGCCGGUCAUGUCGAAAUGGACACUGACGAAGCCGAUCGUUUUUACGAUGACAUUAAUAUCCGUAUGAAGCGAUACGGAGAUCGUAAGACGCAGUUCGAUAAGGGCCAGCUGUAUAAAAAGCGACCGUUGCCCGAUUCGCCAGACGCUCCUACGGGAAGUAAAACUGUACAGCCGGAGCCGAAAUUCCGAAAUAAUCGGAGAAACCAGUCAGGUGAUCCUGCAAAGCCGCAACUGGGAGUAAUGGGCGGAAAACAGCCUGUCCAGCCGACAGCUCCCAUUACACAGCCGAUUAUCAUUCCAGUGGUGAAACCGAAUUUGCCAUUGGCAAAGUUCGGAUCCGCGCCGUCGUUGUUGAACACGACGACUGUGAAAUCAUCCGGUACGAAUACCGAUAAGCAAGAUAAAAAUACCUUGCGAUCGCCGGCCAAUAAUGGCGAUAAAAUUAAUAAUGAGCCGAAUGUUGUAGAUAAUGUACGGAAACAGCAAUUGCCGACUGUUCCCACGCCAGCCGAACCGAUUGUUGCAGCUGAUGUUGAACAACAGUCAGUAGUUAUUACGCAGCCGACACAGGUAGGAACAGUGCCUGUGUUCCCGCCGACUUGUGAGACCUUCGACGAGAAGGAACUUGCGAAAUUGCCGUUAUCUCGGAUGAAUAAAGCCGUGAUUUUUAUGUUACGACACAGUCGUACCAAGAUCAUGUUGAGCCGUCGUCCAAUGAGUAUGUGGAAAACAUGCUUGUUGAAUUGAGAAAGAAGACGCUGAGACAGAUGACCGAUCAUGAAUAUAUGUUUUAUAUUCGAUAUGAAAAUCCGGAGCGAUUACCUGUUUGGACGGGUAGAUCACCAGAAAAGCCGAUUGCGCCGCAAGGCGAUGAAGCCGACGUUUUCCACGAGACAGUGGAAGAGUUGCCGGUGCGACCAGCACUUUCUGAGGUACUUGGCGAUGCUUUGAAUGCAGUCGCCGCAGCCGAAUCUGCUCCUGACACUGCCGGCGCUGACGCUGACGUUGAUAUGCUGCCGGAUGCGGGUGCGGAUAAAGCUGCUGAAUAAACGUCGUGGUUGGAGGAUAGAGCAAGCCUCCGGAAUGGAACGCAUCAUACGGAAUGGAUCUCAUAAUUUUCGCCAUAUUUUUUGUAUUUUCCUGAUUGUUAACCAUAGCGUAUAUGCCGCCAAAUGGGUCGCAUUUUGCUCAUAAAUUUGCUCACUGUUUUGUUUGCGAUUGUGGUAGCCUCGGGGGGCCUCGGCCGUUCCGCCCCGUGGCAUGCUAGAUGAUCGGUGCCACCGCCCAGGAUAGUGGGUUACGUUUGGGCGUUUAGGGCAGCACCGAUUCUGCCGUGUUCGAGUGUGUGGCAUUUUUCAGUUGGUUUUUGCACGCUUCCAAAUCUGGAAUAAAUUCCAGAUUUGUUCCAUUUUCGCCUUGUGGUUGUCUUUGCCGCCGUAUUUCCUUUCUGGAAUACAGCGUUUUCAUUCGGGCUUUAUGCCUUUAUUGUUCCUCUUUGCUACACAAUAAAGAUCGUUUUGGUUGUGGCCGCGUUUGGGCACAUUUCUGUGUGGCAGUCGCAGGCCACUUUCAAAAGGAAUAUCUUCGCCAGA
This is a messenger RNA of Paramacrobiotus metropolitanus, 3174 nucleotides long. RefSeq lists its product as uncharacterized. The transcript has 4 exons. NCBI's taxonomy places the organism in Eukaryota, Metazoa, Tardigrada, Eutardigrada, Parachela, Macrobiotidae. Bases 11 to 2329 code for a protein of 772 amino acids. The record is from RefSeq and is a predicted model, not a curated record.